This is a messenger RNA of Gekko japonicus, 2468 nucleotides long. Its product is annotated as coiled-coil and C2 domain-containing protein 2A-like. The annotation marks the transcript as partial. Gene Ontology annotation, cellular component: ciliary transition zone. The record is from RefSeq and is a predicted model, not a curated record. The transcript is spliced from 16 exons. NCBI's taxonomy places the organism in Eukaryota, Metazoa, Chordata, Lepidosauria, Squamata, Gekkonidae. Gene Ontology annotation, biological process: protein localization to ciliary transition zone; non-motile cilium assembly.
AUGAAUAGUGUGGAGUAUAUUGCUCGGAAGCUAAAUAUAAAUUAUUUUACUGCUCUGCAGAACUGGUUCUCGCCACUCCCGAGGGAGCUGGGAUCCUCGGGGGGCGCUCGGCGCGUUCUCGACAGCCGGUGCGAGUGGCGAGGCGAGGUGGUGCCCUUUUAUGAAGUCGCUGGAAAAGGGCUUGGGAAGUUGGGCUGCGGCGCAAACGGAGGACGGCGCAGGCGGCCGGGGGUGCUGGGAAAGGCCGUCGGGCGAGAGAGCUCCUCACCCCCUUUCUUCCUCUCCCCAGGGGAGCUGAGCCAUGAGCUGGCCGGGAUUGACAAUGAGAGCACAAUGGGGCCCUUUCCCGGCCCCCACUGGCUCUGCGUGGGGCUCCUCUUGGGUGCGCUACGGCCCGGCGUGGGCACCACGGAAGACCGCACGGGGGAGGCGCAAGGGAACGGGCCGCUGCCGCCUCCCCGCUUGGCCACCCCAGUGCCCUUCCAGGCGGCUGGGCAAGGCCAGUGCGUGUCGGCCUGGGCCUCCUCUUGGCGGGUGGCGGCUCCUGGCUGCCGCAGCUCAGCAGCGUUGGCAUGGCCCCACGUGGGGCCUGCAGGCCAAUUGGCAGAGACGGGAGGAACAUCGCCAGAGGAAGCGGAGGCUACACAAAACCGGCACGCCAUGGCAGCAGCUGCUAAUACCCGAUUACCUCGAAGUUUGCCUCCAGUUCCUUCUACUUCCCAAGCAAGCUUUACGGAGUUUACCAUGAGAGAACGCAUGAGAGAGAAGCUCAAAGCUGCACGGUCUAGAGCAGAAAGCGCUUUGCUGGAAGAAGUCUCAAGUUCACGGUCUCUGAAAAGUUUCAGAGAGAGGAAAUCACACAUUAGACUGGUAAAUGAGGUGGGCGAAGAUGAAGCCAGUGUCACAGAAGAGAAUGAAUCCACGAUAUCUGCAAGAGUAAAGCUACAUGAUUCUGCCAGGAAAAUGAAGCAGAAAUCCCAGAUCCAAACAGGUUAUCCUUCUUCCGAAGAAGCCUACAACUUCUUCACUUUCCAUUUCGAUCCUGAGCCAGAGAACAUAGGGGAAGAAACUCAGGAGAAGGAAAACAACAUCUCUGACCUGGGUGACAAGGAGGUGGAAGAGCAGGAGUCCAACAGCGGGCAGCAGGAAGGACAAAUGGAGGGUGAAACGAGCGAAGAGGAGCAUCUAGUGCAUGAUAAAGAGGACGAUGACUUACUCCUCCUUGAGCAGGCAGCUGCCGACUUCCUAGUGGUGAAACCAGCUGAAUACGAGAGUUACUCCGGACGCGUACGGAAGGAGAGGGAACUCUUCUUCAUUCCCAGCAAGCUCAGAGUGCCUGCCUCUCUAAAGGUACCUGAAAAUAUGCAGCCACGGUACCUUGAGGACGAAGGCCUGUAUACAGGAGAGCGGCCGGCCGUGUCUCUGCCGAACCAAAACAUUAUGGAGAACCGGCUGCUCCGGCAGGAACAGGGGAAAAAAUGGUUUGGAGACGAUGGCAAAAUUUUGGCUUUGCCCAGUCCGGUGAAGCAGUCUUGCACAAGGCCUCCGAUAUUCUCAGUGGAGGAAGGUAAAGAGCCAGAACUGGAGACGUUGUACAGAAAGGCUAUGAAAAUGAUGCCUGCAAGUCAGUACAUGGUGGGAUCAGGGGACCCUGCAGGGCAGUUUCAGUUGGAUGUCGAUAUUUCUGGAUUAAUAUUCACUCAUCAUCCCUGCUUUAGCCGUGAGCAUGUCUUGGCGGCUAAACUGGCUCAGUUGUAUGAUCAGUACCUCUUGAGGAGACAGAGAAAUCUUUCCAAACUGCUUACAGAUAAGCUGCAUGCACUGAGAAAUGCCCUGCACAGUAUCUUGGGUGCCAGUGAAAUGGGGACCUUUCACCCAGUUGCACAACAGACAAUUACUGAAUAUAUGCUUGAAAUAAGGGAAACGCGCAAACUUCGUGAUGCAGAGCAAGAAAGAGACCGGGUGUUGCUGAAGGCCAUGAUCAAGGUGUGGAAGGAGAUCAAAUGCCUGCGUGACUUCCAGAAGUAUACUAACACACCCCUGAAGCUCUGCUUGAAAAAGGAAGAAGUGGAUAAGCAGAUGGAUGAGAAGGCUUACGAGGAAGAAAUCCAGGCUGAAAUAGCUGAAUUAAUGGAGGAAUUCUUGGAGGAGUAUGAAAAGAAAAUGCAAGACUACAAAACGGAACUUCAGGAAUGGAAAUCUUGGAAGGAAGCUCAGAAGUCCAGGAAGAGCAAGAAGAAAAAGAAGAAGAGAAGCUCCAGUCUGAGCCCAGAGGAUGAAGAAAUGGAAGAGCCAGAGUGUCUUGAGGAGCGUGUGAAGCCUGUUUCUCCCCCAGGGGUCGACAGGCUGCAGGUGGAGCAGCAGGUGCGGGAAAAAGCCGCCAACAUUCGACGGAGACCCGGGGAACCAGCUCUGAUUCCUGAGCUGAGCCUAACUGGGAACAUCACUCCGACUGAGCUUUGUCCUAG